AGCCCCUGGAAGCAAACGUUUCGGCCACAUACCCGUAGAGGAGGAGCUGGAGAUCAGGAGGCGUGAGCCACCAGGAGUUUGCAGAAUCCGUGGUGUGAAUGAACUGGGGGCACCUGGGAGUAGAGAUCGCCCCCCCCUUUCCCUGCCUCGGGCCACAGUUGAGUAGUGGGGCAUUUUUUUCACCCUCUUGUGAAGAAUUUUUUUUUUUUAUUAUUUGUUGUAAAGUCUUUUGCACAAUCACGCCCACAUUUGGGGUUGGAAAGCCCUAAUUACCGCCGUUGCUGAUGGACGUUGGAGAGGGAGCGCCUCGCCGCGAAACAGUCGCCUGCGCGCCCUCGCCGGACCCGCGGCUCUUUCACUGCGUCCCGGCGCUGCGCUGCCCUGCCCUCGCUGCCCGCCCGCGCGCGUCGGCGCCCCCUCGGUUCCUGGGCGCAUCUCAGCGCUACCCCAGAUCGGGCGCCCAGGCCUGGGCGUCAGUGCCCGCUUCGGAUCCGGUUCACUGCGCCCACCCGACGCGCCCAGGACUCCGCAGCCCUGCUCCCGAUCGUCCCCCCAGGCUUAACCCGGCCGCUCCGCUUGGAUUCCUUGGCGGCCCUCGCUCGGGUGGCGACUUCCUCCCCGCGCACCCCCUCCCCCUCGCCAUGAAGAAGUCCAUUGGAAUAUUAAGCCCAGGCGUGGCUUUGGGGACGGCUGGAAGUACAAUGUCUUCCAAAUUCUUCCUAAUGGCUUUGGCCAUAUUUUUCUCCUUCGCCCAGGUUGUAAUAGAAGCCAAUUCUUGGUGGUCGCUAGGUAUGAAUAACCCUGUUCAGAUGUCAGAAGUAUAUAUCAUAGGAGCGCAGCCUCUCUGCAGUCAACUGGCAGGACUUUCUCAAGGACAGAAGAAGCUAUGCCAUUUGUAUCAGGACCACAUGCAGUACAUCGGAGAAGGCGCGAAGACAGGCAUCAAAGAAUGCCAGUAUCAGUUCCGACAUCGAAGAUGGAACUGUAGCACUGUGGACAACACCUCUGUCUUUGGCAGGGUUAUGCAGAUAGGCAGCCGCGAGACGGCCUUCACUUACGCGGUGAGCGCCGCAGGGGUGGUGAACGCCAUGAGCCGAGCCUGCCGCGAGGGCGAGCUGUCCACCUGUGGCUGCAGCCGCGCCGCACGCCCCAAGGACCUGCCGCGGGACUGGCUGUGGGGCGGCUGCGGCGACAACAUCGACUACGGCUACCGCUUUGCCAAGGAGUUCGUGGACGCGCGCGAGCGGGAGCGCAUCCACGCCAAGGGCUCCUACGAGAGCGCGCGCAUCCUCAUGAACUUGCACAACAACGAGGCCGGCCGCAGGACGGUGUACAACCUGGCUGAUGUGGCCUGUAAGUGCCAUGGGGUGUCAGGCUCAUGUAGCCUCAAGACGUGUUGGCUGCAGCUGGCAGACUUCCGUAAGGUGGGCGACGCACUGAAGGAGAAGUAUGACAGUGCUGCGGCCAUGCGGCUCAACAGCCGGGGCAAGCUGGUGCAGGUCAACAGCCGCUUCAACUCACCCACCACGCAGGACCUGGUCUACAUCGACCCGAGCCCCGACUACUGCGUGCGCAACGAGAGCACGGGCUCACUGGGCACGCAGGGCCGCCUGUGCAACAAGACCUCGGAGGGCAUGGACGGCUGUGAGCUCAUGUGCUGUGGCCGUGGCUACGACCAGUUCAAGACCGUGCAGACCGAGCGCUGCCACUGCAAGUUCCACUGGUGCUGCUACGUCAAGUGCAAGAAGUGCACAGAGAUCGUGGACCAGUUUGUGUGCAAAUAGUGGGCACCUGCUCGCCACCCAGCCCCACUCCCAGGACCCACUUAUUUAUAGAAAGUACAGUGAUUGUGGUUCUUUCUCUCCUUCUCUCUCUUUUUAAAUAUUUUUUAUUUUUUUCCCCAAGGACCGCAACCAGAAGCAUAUUUUUUUUCUAUUACCAUCUAAGAACUCUGUGGUUUAUUAUUAAUAUUAUAAUUAUUA
Messenger RNA from Castor canadensis (American beaver), 1982 nucleotides. It is a transcript of the gene Wnt5a, whose product is annotated as Wnt family member 5A. Gene Ontology annotation, cellular component: extracellular region. NCBI's taxonomy places the organism in Eukaryota, Metazoa, Chordata, Mammalia, Rodentia, Castoridae. Gene Ontology annotation, molecular function: frizzled binding; cytokine activity. Gene Ontology annotation, biological process: multicellular organism development; neuron differentiation; canonical Wnt signaling pathway. The record is from RefSeq and is a predicted model, not a curated record.